UUGAAUAAAAGAAAUUCAAGUUUUUUUAGAAGCUUAUCGCUAAGUGAUACAUGGAAAACUAUAAAAUCAGCUAUACUUAUACAAAACUGGUAUAGAAGAUGUCUGGCACGACUAGAAGCAAGACGACGGACUACGUGGAGUAUAUUUACAGCCUUGGAAUAUGUUGGAGAACAAGACCAACUGAAGUUGCAUGAUUUUUUCAGCAAUAUUAUCGAUGCUUUAACCGAAAACAGUGAUAGCAUAAUCGGUUCCACGUCACUCAUGCAAGCAAGUGAGGCCAAAUACGAAAGAAAAUUAUUACAAAUGACCCAGCCAGAACUCUUCAAAGUAGAAAAAACGUACAAAGGCCCAGUCCUCUCGUUCCCACUCAAAAAAAUCCACGUAGAACGAAUGAUUGAAUCGUUUAAAAACAACAAGGUGAUUAUGCAUAUUAGAUAUAUAUUACUAAUACUGAGGGAAGCACGACGGAUAUUUAAGACUCUGCCAACAGUUAUUCAAAUUUCAACUUCUCUAUCUAAACAAAUAACUAUUUGUGGAGAUUUGCACGGAAAAUUUGACGAUCUGAUUAUUAUUCUUUACAAAAAUGGUUACCCAUCUAUCGAGAAUCCUUAUUUAUUCAACGGAGAUUUUGUGGAUCGAGGACCUCAGUCGAUAGAAGUAUUUGUGGUCCUCUGUGCCUUAAUGAUUCUGAAUCCAACCUCAGUGAUUUUGAAUCGAGGAAAUCAUGAAGAUCACAUAAUGAAUUUACGUUAUGGCUUUACUAAAGAGCUCAUAACAAAAUAUAAGGAUUCUUCUAGUGCGCUGUUGAAAUUGUUAGAAGACGUGUUUUCAUGGCUACCUCUUGCAACAGUCAUUGAUAAUAAAAUAUUUGUCACUCACGGAGGGAUAUCAAAAGAUACAAAUUUGGAUGAUUUGAGCAGUUUGCCGCGCCAUCGAUACAGAUCAGUGCUCAGGCCACCACUUUUUUCUAAAGUGGGCAAGAGCAAAAGUGAGGACUCUAAGGAAUGGAAGCAACUUGUGGAUGUAUUGUGGAGUGACCCUAAAGCUCAUCUUGGUUGUUCAUCCAAUGCAUUUCGUGGUGGAGGAUCAUACUUUGGCCCUGACAUCACGCAGAAAUUUCUUGAAAAGCAUCACUUGGAAACGAUUGUGCGAUCACAUGAAUGCAAGUAUGAAGGCUACGAGUGGACACAUAACAACAAAGUACUAACAAUAUUUUCUGCAUCAAAUUACUACGAAAUAGGUAGCAAUCGAGGAGCAUACGUGAAAUUCAUAGGUGUUGAUCAUCAGCCUCAUUUUGUACAAUAUCAGGCUAGCAAAGCACAUCAACGAGCGGUUGCAGCGAAAGAAAGAAUUGACAGAGUGGAACAGUCAGCAAUUGAAAAUCUGCGAGCGCAAUUGUGCGCACUUAACAAUGAAUUGCAGCAAGAAUAUGCGUCAGCAGAUCCAGAAAACACCGGUAAGAUAUCAGUUCACAAAUGGUGCAGUUGCGUUGAAAAAGUCUCAAGACUGAAAUUGCCAUGGCAUGCAUUAGUCGCGCGACUGACAACUCUAACUGACGACGGCAAGAAUGUAAUGUACAAACAGUCUCCAGCAGCUGUACAGUUCCAAGGAGGAAAGAAAGGAACUGCGCAAGAAAAAUGUGAUAUUGUGGAAACAUUAUACAAACACAAAAGUACACUUGAGACAUUAUUUCGAUUUAUGGAUAAGGUCGAUAAUUCAGGUUUGGUAUCACCUGAUCAAUUCUUAGACACAUGCAAAAUUCUUGGCCAGUAUACUCGUAGUCCUCUAGAGGAAACAAAUUUGGAACAGAUAGCAGAAAGCAUUGAUUUUAACAAAGAUGGUUACAUCGACCUCAAUGAACUAUUAGAAGCAUUUCGCUUGGUAGAUUAAAC
Messenger RNA from Thelazia callipaeda (thelaziosis nematode), 1892 nucleotides. Lineage: Eukaryota; Metazoa; Nematoda; Chromadorea; Rhabditida; Thelaziidae. The record is from the annotation of a GenBank genome assembly.